Penicillium expansum is the source of this 3696-nucleotide messenger RNA. RefSeq lists its product as uncharacterized. NCBI's taxonomy places the organism in Eukaryota, Fungi, Ascomycota, Eurotiomycetes, Eurotiales, Aspergillaceae. The record is from RefSeq and is a predicted model, not a curated record. Gene Ontology annotation, molecular function: protein binding. The transcript has 2 exons. The coding region runs from base 1 to 3696 and encodes 1231 amino acids.
AUGAGUUAUUGGCUCUUGCUGUCGUCUUCUGGGCUGCGUGACCCUUCAAGCCAGAAGACCAAGACUUCAAAUCAAAAGAAACUAGCUUUUCGUCCUCCGUCGCUGAAGCUUCUAAAGAAGCCCUUCGGUCUAGAAACCAAGGUCACGGCUAUCCAAGGCACUGUUUCAGGUCAAUCGAGUCUCACUGUCAAUAAAGAUUUACAGACAAUGCCAGUACGCGCGGACACCGCUCAUGGUCCGUCUGGAGCGGUUCCGAGGGUCCCUGGUAAACACAUGGCAGCCGAGACUAAAAAGACUCAAGGCCAAUCACACCACUUGGGUCUCAAAGAAGAAGAUAUCGCAAGCGGGGGCCACGGGGACACUCGGUCUGCCUCCCCGCAGAAAUCUCUGGACACUAUGGUUGACUUGGAAUCACCCCAAGAUUCUGAAGACGAUUCUGAGAUUUCUCCAUUGUCGGACUAUCCCCAUCCAUUGCUUUCAGCUUCCCGCUUGGUCCGCUUCUUUCCAGAGCUAUCCUCGCACUUCGCCGUUGUCUCCCCGGUCAGCGCUGAUUCCACAAUGGACCGCUCGACGGGGCCCUCUUUUUUCGAACGAGAACUAGAAGAACGCGUGCAGACUUUAUAUCGAGGGUCUGCAGAUGUCGCCCCCGAUGCACAUAGGUCUGCCGAUCAACCGCAGAUUACCCUCACGUCUUCUGGAUCUGAUGAGACUUUGGAUUGUGCUUCAUCAUGCUACAGUCGUCGCACUUCGGUGACGAGUGUCGGCAGCACGUUCUGGGGCGAUGAUGGACAACACCCUCACAAAACGGCCGAUGCAUUCUCGAUCUAUUCCCCUGUCGCCGCCGGUGUCUUCGACGAUGCCCGUUCCAUCUGUUCCUCACGGCCUUCCUCGAUAGUGGCGCCCUGUCACCUACACGUGUCAAAACUCGCCCAUCCAAUCCCCAUCACCAAAAAGGCAUCGAUGAACGACCUCAAAAACAAGCCCUUGCCACUAGAACCAUCCUUCGGUCCUAGUUCAGCCCCAGAUCGCUCCGACGACUCCCCUCUUUCGGCUAUUUCACCACGCGUCAGGUCACAGUGGUCAACACAAUUCUCCAAGAGAGACUCGCUGAGCUCGUUGCAACACUCCACCACGGUGAGCCACGGCGACUGGAAGCAUUCCAUGUUACACCAGUUGAAUAACCAGCGAGAAUCACAACAUCUGUGCCAUACAUGCGGACACAGUCAGCGUCAGCCGCAGCGUCGGGGUCGACAACGGUCAGAUCUAGUGGUCGCUGGUCAUCGAGCCCGCCAUGUCCCAACAUUAUCGCAGGCCGCCGAGGAACUUGAAGAUGCCCUGGCGGGCCUGACUGAUCAAGAUCUGUCGCACAAGACACUAUUGAUCCUCGAUGGGCCGUUGCAGAUCAGCCGCCAUAACGGGGACCUGAUUGCUACCCGGCCCGCGCCCCUCCCCCCUUCCACGAAGCCUCACUCAGAAACCUCGCAAGGGAAGUCCACACUGAAGAACAGUCGGAUCAACACGAUUAAAUCAAUAGGCCCAAGUCCAGCCAAAGAAAAAAGUCACAAACUCAGUAAGAGGGAGGCGAAAGACAGGCGAUCGGGCAGGGAUAAGGAGAAGGAGAUGGAUGAAAAGGCCAACGCCAAAAAUCCUCUAACUUCCAAAGAAACCAUCAGAAAGACAAAAUCCAAAAAGUCCUUCCUGGCCUUUCGCAAGCAAAGCCCAGCGCCGCACAAUGCAGUUAGCGUCAACUCCCGAUCGGAGGAUUCCCUCAACAUAACAUUAGAAGCGCAUUCCUCCCCCACGCGCGACAGUCUGUUACAUCAAUUACCUCGUCUACAAACCAAUGAUCUCCGGAAUCCGUUCGAUCACGUUGCGGAACAAGCAGCGUUGUCUGGUAGCCUCGGCCCGGCCGUGAACCUAGAGGAGAAGCCCAUAGCGUCCAAAACCCGUCAGAGCUGGGCUUUGGUUUCGACUGCUCAGGGAAGCAGCGUCCAACUCACUGAACAGAUCUAUGAACUUCCCGCUACUCCCCCUUCACCUCUAUCCACGGUCCCUUCUGAGGCCAGGCGCAAUGCCCCACUCAGUAUCCCCCUCCCCGAAGAUAUGCCGUUGGAUUUGAUUCUGUCAAUCAUGCAGAACAUCGACUCUCUAGAUGACCUUUUCAACUUCGCUCUCGUCAACAAAAAGAUCUACAACGCGUUCAAAGGUCGUGAGCUGCCCAUGCUGAAAAAUGCCUUGUUCAAAAUGUCCCCGCCCGCUUGGGAAAUGCGCGAGAUGAGUCCGCCAUGGGAAAUGGAGUGGCAGCUACUUGUAGAUCCCGACUCCCAGGUUCCUGAAUACACGCCCACGCUUUAUCUUCAAAGGUAUGCGCAGGAUAUCUAUACCCUUGCCAAGUUGAAGGCGCUAGUCCUUGCGCGGUGUGCUCCGUUUCUGCGUCGUGAUACUAUCCGUGGUCUGGCGGGCGUGGAUAACACCCGCGCUGGGGAAGUCGACGAUGCGUUUUGGAGGCUUUGGACCUUCUGUCGGAUUUUUGGAUGUGGUAAGGGCCGGGAGAAUGAUCUCGCUGGCCAAAUGGACUGGUUAAAGGGUGGCGUUCAGGCGAAGAAUCAUUUUACCUCGGCUUCGACGAUGACACAGCCUUUCGGUAUGAAUAAUGUUCUGUUUGAACCGCCCGAGGGAUUCGGUCGUGGGAAUCUUUCCGGUCUAUCGCAGAAGCAGAUGUACGAUCUGACGGAGAUCUGGACUUGUAUGGGUGUUCUGUUGCAGCCGUUGCAUGGAAAGUGCAUUGAAGCUCGCAAGGUCGGCAUUUUUGAUGACAUGAAUGUCCCAGAUGGUGACCUAGCUCGCGAAGAAACCGUUCUUGAGGAGUGGACUUCGUACAUUCUAACGCUCGGUCUGGGCGCAGUGUUAACACUCAGCGCAGUCUGCCCUGCCGACACCACUGCCGCCACAUUCAUCAAAGCGAAGUCAAUCGGUCUCGCCAAAUGGGAAUCAACCGAAACCGAAGCAAGUCGAUCAUCAUUCCUCAAAGAAGCAGUCUCACGCGCUUAUGAUCUCCAAGACCGCGCACUUGACAGCCCGACCGACAUCAGCCCGCAAAAAACAAGCCCUACCGAAAAUGAUCGCGCGAUCCGUGAGCGCCAAGCCGGAUUCGCUCAUGAGCUUCGUUGUCGCCGUCAGCGCGGUCUCGAUCCAGAUCCCAAAGGCCGCUUUUCCUUCUCUGCCGAACGCCCUAUGUCGGAGUUCAGCACUAUUGUCCAUAAUCUCAACGCUUCGCUUCGAGAUCACCGGCCCAUUCCAUCUGUGCCUGCGCUCGUUCUUGACAGGUCCUCGACUUCGACUGCUGGGACGGCUCCUCAGACCCCAACUCACCCGUCCGAUCCUGCCGGCUUCUUUACUUCGUCGCAUACCCAGCCACCGGCUAUGAUGCCUCUCCCUCUGAGGCCGCAGGUUCUAGACCCUGUUGACCGCGCCAUUGAUAUGAUGGUUAAUGAGCUUGGCUUUAAUACGCAAGAUGCUAAGUGGGCUCUUAAGAUUACGGAUACUGGUGAAGGGAUUGAUGCUACCGCUGCUGUGCAGUUGCUUCAACAUCAGCGGCAGAAGAAUGAGCGCAAUCCCUUUGGUCAAGGCGAUAUCUUGCUGUCGGAUGUUAUUAAGCGUCAAAAGUCACGAGAUUCUGGCUGGCGCUGGGCUUGA